Scleropages formosus (Asian bonytongue) is the source of this 1024-nucleotide messenger RNA. Its product is annotated as protein ADM2-like. Gene Ontology annotation, biological process: positive regulation of heart rate; adenylate cyclase-activating G protein-coupled receptor signaling pathway; regulation of systemic arterial blood pressure. The record is from RefSeq and is a predicted model, not a curated record. Gene Ontology annotation, cellular component: extracellular region. Gene Ontology annotation, molecular function: hormone activity. The transcript has 3 exons. Bases 506 to 1018 code for a protein of 170 amino acids. NCBI's taxonomy places the organism in Eukaryota, Metazoa, Chordata, Actinopteri, Osteoglossiformes, Osteoglossidae.
UCCUCUAACCGCUUUUUUUACCAUCCUAUUUAUUGAAGCGCUGUGAUUCCCCUAGUGAUUUUUUUUUUUUUUUUUUUUUUUUUUUUGCUGAUUCCCUCAGUGAUAAAACAAAUCAGAACUCGAGCAACGGAGCGGAGGGCUCCGCCCUCGCGCGAAACACUUUAAAAAGUGCGCUGUGAGCGCAGACCUGCAGCUCAGAGCCGGUCAUCCUGUCCAAGACAGAAAAAGAGCGAGAAAAAGAGAGAGAGCGAGAGAGAGAGAGAGAAGACGAGAAGGACAAGAAGUCCCGCGCGCGCGUCCCACUGCAGCGCGCGCUCUUACCCCAAGGAAAGAAGUCUACUAGGUUUCUCCAAACGCAAACGCGCAUUUUGGUGCCCGGACGCUCAGUUCAGCGGGAACCUUGCUGGCAGUUUUCUCACGAAAACUUGCGCGUCUUCCAGGUGGUUUUGCGAGAGCCCUCCUUCCCGGGGGGGGGGCGGGGAGUGUGCGGACGGGCCGUCCCGCGAUGAGAGCGCUUCUUCCGCUCGUGCUCUGUUGCGUCAGCCUGUGGUCCCCGCAGCAGCAGCGACUGCUGGCCGCGCCGCUCGGGCACGAGGAGAGCAGGAUGGGUUUUGUGAAAAGUCCCAGUGAGCUGGAAGAAGGUGAGAAUAUUACACCUGAAUCUACUUCUAGCCCCAUGGAUGCUCUUCCAGGUCCAUCGCUCAAAAACGCUAAUACCUUGAAGUGGAAACUCCGCCUCCUUGUAAGAACACCAAAGAGAAAGCUUGACGUGGAUUCCGGCAAUAGCGCCUCCCCUGCGCAGACGGAUGGUGAAAUGGAACACAAACGAAAGGCCUCAAGGGGGCGUCGUCAUGCCGGACUACGAAGUCACCACCAUCCCCAGCUGAUGCGAGUGGGCUGCGCCUUCGGUACCUGUCAAGUGCAGAAUCUCAGUCACCGCCUGUAUCAGCUGAUUGGCCAGAGUGGCCGGGAAGACACUUCCCCUAUAAAGCCAGACAGUCCACACAGUUACGGGUGAGAAGCC